UAAAGCGCAUGCUCAGUAGGUUUUGCUCAUUUGGUUAGACCGGCUAACUCCAGAACYAAAUAUUUGAAACAUUGUCCGAAAGUUAGCCUUAACGCUUACAAAUUGCACUGGACAACAGAGAACACUUGUAAGAACGAGUUCCAACAUCUGGUGGCAAACGAACGAAGGCGGCCUCAAGUACAAAGCAAUCAAAGACAUCAGGAACAAUGUCAAUUCUCUUGACAGGAAGAUCAAACGAAGAGGCAUUGUAUAGACUCCAAAUAUAGCACCACAGCGAGCUAUGAACACUCAAAGCUACAACGAACGAUCUAUGUGGCACUAAAAAAAACUAUCAGGUAAUAAUAAGAUUCCUUUUAAGGACGAAUGAAAUACUUUAWUCUGGAUCGAUUCAUCUAGAAGGUGUGAAAAGCAAGUCGGUGCGCUAAUAUAGUUAUCCCUUCGAGCACCUGCGACUUGAAAAAGCUACAAUCUGCCGUCUCAAUAGUCCUUCGACAAAGUUCCAUCAAGGAUAAAGAUAAGUGAAGGCUAAAACUGACYAUUUCCGCUCUUUUGCAGCACCCAAUGAAUAUAUAAUACAAAUUGACGAUUUUUUURCACUCUUUUAAGAAAGAACAAUCGAUUAACCGGCUUAAUUUCUCAUGCAACGAAACGCCGGCGGACACCGAAGUUAAUCUGCUUUUGCAGUACCAGAKGACAAGUCAUCAGACGUAUUUACCUAAAAUGAUUCAACCGAAAAGUAGAAGAAGUGAACUUAAUCAUUUUGAAGUGUUCAGAACACUGAAAACGUAUUGAGAAAAAAAAUCCGCUUCAUUCUUUGAUCUCCAUAAAACUUGCAGAAACAAAAACAGCAACAACAUAAACGAUAAUAACAACAAGCACAGAGGAAAAGGCAUGGACAUCGUCAAUUCUCCAACCAAGGUGAAUUCUUCACAGACAUCAUGCAAUUACGCCAUUGAUCGUACAAACGUUGCUCUAUCAUCAACAUUUACGGCUGUCAUGGCGACGGUGGCAAUAGCCGGCAAUCUGCUUGUUCUCAUUGCGAUUGCAAAAACGCCUCGGUUACGAACGGUGACUUGUUACUUUGUCGCAUCUCUUGCGGUCGGUGAUCUCUACUUAAACGUUAUAUUGGUUCCAAUGUGGAUAGUUAAGUUGGAUAAAAAUCUGUGGACAUUGGACAAUCAUCCACUUCAGCUGGCGAUUGAGUUUUUUAGUCUUCAAAUGGCUACAUCAGUUAUAUUCAACUUAUGUAUGGUGAGCGUUGAUAGGCUUAUUUCCAUAAAAUACGUGUAUAAAUACGCACAGAUAUUGACUCCUAAACGAUGCAUGGUUGCCAUCGUCUGCAUAUGGGUGKUGUCACUUGUUUUUGCGUUUCCUCGUCUUCUUGUGACUGACAUUACAGACGUUUCCAGACUGUUUGCCAUUUUCGCUUUGGUCGUGAUGCUAAUUCCAUACAUGAUCAUUAUAUACUGCUAUGUUCGGAUAUAUAAGGUAGCUAAGAUUCAAGCGAAAAAAAUCGCUCUGAGCCUCUUCACCAGGCUCCAAACGGAGAGAAAUAAAAAAGGUUCAAUUACGAUAGGAUUAGUCAUUGGAAUCUACUCUCUGCUUGGGCUUCCUGUGGUAAUCGUAGCCAUUGUUGAUUAUAUAAAGACUAUUCGGGAUCCCUGUGCGGCGACUAAAAUGCGUGUGUAUUGGAUGUGGUCGCUAGCUCUAAGCUACAGUCACUCGGCAUACAAUCCAUUUAUCUACGCCGUAAGGAAUGAGCUUUUUAACCGUGCAAUUCGUAAAAUAUUGGGUUUGAAAUCUGGUCGAGUAAGAUUAGUAUAUACAGCAUCAACGAUCAAGAAACAAUUAUUCGUUGUCGUAUCGGCGUUUAAAAAGAGAUGGGUGUUUGGUUGGACAUGGUGUGAGAUAUCAUCAAUGUGUAGCGUCCUUCUCUGUGGGGCAUCAAUCCUUCAUUUGUGUGCUAUCAGUAUUGAAAGACUAAUCGCAAUCAAAUGGCCACUGUCCUACAACUGCAAAGUAACGAGAAAACGCGUACUGGUUGCAUUGACCUACAUAUGGCUGCAGUCGUCGUUACUUUCGCUCAUACCAUUACUGCCCGUGAACUACGCAAAACAUCGCUUUAACGCUCAAAUGGCCGAGUGUGAAAUAAACUGGAUACAAGAUCCCGAGCUUACUGUAUUUUUAUCCAUUUUUUACUUUUUCGUCCCAGUGAAUAUCCUUCUUAUUGCCUACGCAAAGAUUUUUAAAGAAGUUCGUCGAAACAUGAGGAGAGUGAACACAUUACGGCUGGAUGUGGAAAGCAAAUCAGCUUUUUCCAGGUUCAAAAAAGAGAUAAAAGCCGUCAAGACUUUAGCUGUUGUAAUAGGUGUGUUUUUUGUGAUGUGGCUACCGUUUUUCACAACAACUACGAUUCGUGCUUUCAAAGGUGAUGGGUUCAUUCAAGGUUGGGCCCAACGACUUACGUUGACAUUAGCUUAUGCGAACUCGGGAUGCAAUUUUGUGAUUUAUGCUUUGAUGAAUACUAAAUACAGAAAAGCAUUUUCGCAAGUUUUGAUGAACUUCUCCGAGAGAAGACUGUUAAAUUCUUGCGAUGUGACAAUUCAAAUGAAAACUUUAGCGAAAAGUUUGAAGUUGCCGCCUGUACUAGAACACAAAACUAACGAAGCUUUUACUAAAGACGAAAACCWCAAUAAUAACACUGAUAUUGAAAGAUAGGUGAAACUGGCUGUGCAAAGACAGAUAUAAACUAAUCYAAUAACAAAAAGAAUGGACAGAGAAAAUAAACAAACAACCAAACAGAGUGGACAAUUUGUGA
Messenger RNA from Exaiptasia diaphana, 2818 nucleotides. RefSeq names its product histamine H2 receptor-like. The transcript has 3 exons. Gene Ontology annotation, biological process: G protein-coupled receptor signaling pathway, coupled to cyclic nucleotide second messenger; chemical synaptic transmission. The record is from RefSeq and is a predicted model, not a curated record. NCBI's taxonomy places the organism in Eukaryota, Metazoa, Cnidaria, Anthozoa, Actiniaria, Aiptasiidae. Gene Ontology annotation, cellular component: dendrite; membrane. Gene Ontology annotation, molecular function: G protein-coupled serotonin receptor activity; neurotransmitter receptor activity. The coding region runs from base 892 to 2718 and encodes 608 amino acids.